Messenger RNA from Glycine soja, 4547 nucleotides. RefSeq names its product probable serine/threonine protein kinase IREH1. Gene Ontology annotation, molecular function: ATP binding; protein serine/threonine kinase activity. The record is from RefSeq and is a predicted model, not a curated record. Gene Ontology annotation, biological process: peptidyl-serine phosphorylation; intracellular signal transduction. The coding region runs from base 242 to 4147 and encodes 1301 amino acids. Lineage: Eukaryota; Viridiplantae; Streptophyta; Magnoliopsida; Fabales; Fabaceae. The transcript has 18 exons.
UUUCAAUAAUGUCUAAUGUCUAAAUGUCUAGUGUUUUUCUGUAAAAAGUUAGUACACAUUUUCCAGAGUCCACAAUCAUCCCCUUUGAAUUGAACAUCACCACUAUCACACCUACCCCUCCUUUUUUCUUUUUUUCUUUUCUUUUCUUUUCUUUCUCUCUCUCUCUCUAAGUUCAGCUUCAAAAUCAAUGUCUUACUUCUCAGCAGCAUGGUGCUAGGGUUCGUUUUGUUCCUCUCCAAACAUGGUCUUCAAGGGAAGGUUCUUCUCUUCCAAGAAAUCCGAUUCUUCUAGCCCCGAUGCGUCCUCCAAUAGUCCUCGAUCUUUCUCCUCCAAUUCCCCUUCCAGAUCCGACAAGAAAAAAACUAAAUCCGCCGCGAAUCAAACCCUAGCCGCCGCUUCCGCCGUCGGCAGCGGCGGCGGCGGCGGUCUCGCUCCGUGCCGGCAGACGCAGGUCAAGGAUGGAACUAAGAAGAAGGAUGUGGUCAAGGGGAAAGAAAGUCAAACGCCGCCGCCGGAUUCUCGAAAGGAUUCUCCGGCAAAGAAGUUGAUGGCGGCGGAGGGACGGGAGUCGCCGUCGUCGUUGUCGGUGUCGCCGAUUCUGGCGUCGUCGCUGGGGCUGAACAGGAUCAAGACGAGAUCGGGGCCGCUGCCGCAGGAGAGCUUCUUCGGAUUCAGGGGCGAGAAAGGGACGGCGGCGCUCGGCGGCAGCAACCUCUCCCGGCCGGGUGUCGGUGCCCGCGCCGGCGAUGGGAAGAAGAAGGAGGUGGCGAACCAGAGCAGGGUGGGGUUUCAUGAGGAUUCCGUCGGCGGUGCCGCCGCCACCGGAGGUUGGGGCGAUAACGGGAGCAAUUCCGAUAGCGUUUCGACGUCGGGGAGCUUGCCGUCGCGGGAGCAGAGUCCGGUCGUGUUGCCGCGGUCGCGGUUGCAGAACGGAGAAUCAUCAUCGGAAGCUGCAGGCAAACAGGUAUCAUCACGGGCUCAGUCUGGAGGCUUAAAAAGUGCAGAUAUUUGUACUCCAGAGACAGCAUAUGAUUUUGAAAACCCAAAGGAGUCUGAAUCUCCUCGUUUUCAAGCUAUAUUGCGCGUCACUAGUGCACCCAGAAAGAGGUUUCCUUCAGAUAUCAAAAGUUUUUCCCACGAGCUGAAUUCGAAAGGUGUCUGGCCUUUUCCAUUUUCGAAGCCUCGGCGGUUAAAUAACCUUGAGGAGAUUUUGGUUGUUAUUAGAGCAAAAUUUGAUAAAGCAAAGGAAGACGUGAACUCUGAUCUGGCUAUUUUUGCGGCAGACCUGGUUGGAAUUCUUGAAAAAAAUGCAGAUACUCAUCCUGAUUGGCAAGAGACCAUUGAGGACUUGCUAGUUUUGGCCAGGAGCUGUGCUAUGACUUCAUCCGGUGAGUUUUGGCUUCAGUGUGAAAGCAUAGUUCAGGAGUUGGAUGAUAGGCGUCAAGAGCAUCCUCCAGGGAUGCUAAAGCAGCUUCACACUCGAAUGCUUUUCAUUCUCACAAGGUGUACCCGAUUAUUGCAAUUCCAUAAGGAAAGUGGUUUGGCUGAGGAUGAACCUGUUUUCAAUCUCCGUCAAUCCAGAGUCUUGCAUUCUGCUGGAAAAUUUAUUCCUCCUAGUGUGGGAAGGGAUACUAAAAGUUCAAGUGCUGCAAAGGCCUUAAAGCCUUCAUCGAAAAAAGCUUUUAGUCAAGAGCAGAGUAUGAUGGGUUGGAAGAAAGAUGUUAUGCAACCAGAAAAUUUAUCUAUUCCUGCUGAUGAUGACAAUGCAAAACUCUUUGACUCUUCUUCAGGCAGGAAUCGAAUGGCUUCUUGGAAGAAAUUCCCUUCUCCAACAGGAAGAAGCCCUAAAGAAGCUGUUCAGUUGAAGGACCAAAAUUAUGGGAGGGUUGAAUCUUCAAAGGCAUCAAAUAAUAAGAGAUUCACUUCCGAUGUGGAUCUCUCUACUGCUAAGCCAUCUGAGCUUCUUCCUGUCAAAGAUUCCUUGGAUCAUGCUUCCAAACACCAACACAAAGUUUCCUGGGGAUACUGGGGAGAUCAGCAGAAUAAUAAUAGCGAGGAGAAUUCAAUAAUCUGUCGUAUAUGUGAAGAGGAUGUUCCUACUUCACAUGUUGAAGAUCAUUCAAGGAUUUGUGCAGUUGCUGAUAGAUGUGAUCAGAAGGGACUGAGUGUCAAUGAGCGUCUUGUCAGAAUUUCUGAUACACUAGAAAAGAUGAUGGAAUCAUGCACACAAAAGGAUACCCAACAAAUGGUGGGAAGUCCCGAUGUUGCAAAAGUGUCAAAUUCUAGUAUGACUGAAGAAUCUGAUGUUCCUUCACCUAAACUUAGUGAUUGGUCUCGCAGAGGCUCAGAGGACAUGCUUGACUGUUUCCCUGAAGCCGACAAUUCUGUUUUUAUGGAUGACCUAAAAGGAUUACCACUUAUGUCAUGUAAAACUCGUUUUGGUCCAAAGUCUGACCAAGGUAUGACAACAUCCUCUGCAGGGAGCAUGACUCCCAGGUCUCCAUUGAUGACACCACGGACAAGUCAGAUUGACUUGCUCUUGGCAGGGAAGGGUGCUUAUUCUGAACAUGAUGAUCUGCCGCAGAUGAAUGAACUUGCUGACAUUGCGCGCUGUGUGGCAAAUGCACCUUUGGAUGAUGAUCGCACGACGUCAUAUUUAUUAUCUUGUCUUGAUGAUUUGCGGGUUGUUGUAGAUAGAAGGAAAUUUGAUGCACUUACUGUGGAGACCUUUGGAACACGUAUUGAGAAGCUGAUUCGAGAGAAGUAUCUGCAGCUCACUGAGAUGGUGGAUGUUGAAAAGAUAGAUACAGAGAGCACUGUUGAUGAUGAUAUCUUGGAAGAUGAUGUGGUUCGCAGCUUGAGAACAAGCCCAAUCCAUUCUUCAAGGGAUCGCACCUCUAUUGAUGACUUUGAGAUUAUAAAACCUAUCAGUCGUGGGGCAUUUGGAAGGGUUUUCUUGGCUAAAAAGAGAACAACUGGUGAUCUUUUUGCAAUAAAGGUUCUCAAGAAGGCAGAUAUGAUCCGUAAGAAUGCUGUGGAAAGUAUAUUAGCAGAACGUGAUAUCUUAAUUACAGUACGCAACCCUUUUGUGGUUCGAUUCUUCUAUUCUUUUACAUGUCGCGAGAACUUAUAUCUUGUCAUGGAAUAUCUUAAUGGAGGUGACCUGUAUUCAUUAUUAAGGAAUUUAGGUUGCUUAGAUGAGGAAGUCGCCCGUGUAUAUAUUGCUGAAGUGGUGCUUGCAUUAGAGUAUUUGCAUUCACUGCGUGUGGUUCAUCGUGACUUGAAGCCCGACAAUUUAUUGAUAGCACAUGAUGGUCACAUCAAGUUAACAGACUUUGGGCUUUCUAAAGUUGGUCUCAUCAACAGCACAGAUGAUCUGUCUGGUCCAGCAGUGAAUGGGACAUCACUACUUGAAGAAGAUGAAACUGAUGUAUUUACAUCCGCGGAUCAAAGGGAAAGGAGGGAGAAACGUUCUGCAGUGGGCACACCUGAUUACUUAGCCCCAGAGAUACUUUUGGGAACUGGACAUGGGUUUACUGCCGAUUGGUGGUCUGUUGGGGUCAUUUUAUUUGAGUUGCUUGUUGGUAUUCCACCCUUCAAUGCAGAGCACCCUCAGAUUAUAUUUGAUAAUAUUCUUAAUCGUAAGAUACCUUGGCCAGCAGUUCCUGAAGAGAUGAGUCCUGAAGCACUGGAUCUUAUUGAUCGAUUAUUGACAGAAGAUCCUAAUCAAAGACUAGGAUCCAAAGGGGCAUCAGAGGUAAAGCAACAUGUUUUCUUCAAGGAUAUAAACUGGGACACACUUGCCAGGCAGAAAGCUGCAUUUGUUCCUGCUUCUGAGAGUGCUCUAGAUACCAGUUACUUCACUAGUCGCUACUCAUGGAAUACUUCUGAUGGUUUUGUAUAUCCAGCAAGUGAUGUUGAGGAUUCUAGUGAUGCUGAUAGCUUAAGUGGCAGCAGUAGUUGUUUGAGCAAUCGACAAGAUGAAGUGGGAGAUGAAUGUGGGGGUCUUACCGAGUUUGAUUCUGGCACAUCUGUCAAUUACUCUUUUAGUAAUUUCUCCUUUAAGAAUCUCUCCCAGCUUGCAUCAAUCAACUAUGAUCUCACCAAGGGAUGGAAAGAUGACCCGGCAACGAACUCUAGUGCAUAGCUGUAUUUAUUAUCCUGUGUCAAAGUUCAGAAUUUGGUUUUCGACCUAUGAUCCAAGCAAUUUUGGGGGCAUAAACACCUUUGUCAUUUGUAUACCUUGUACAUAUUUAGAGGUUCAAAGUGGUUCAGGAUGUACUCUUUGCUUGUUAGUUUACAGGGCAACAAUGGGGGGUUUCAAUCUUACGGUUAUUGGUAUUCACAAUUGUGUAUGAAUUGAGAAUUGUAAAUUUAAAAAAUGCAGAUCACAGUUGCUCACAUUAUUCUGUGGUGUGCUCUUUAUUGGCAAUGAGAACACAUCCCUUUUUGUUCAGGCCACUGUAAUAUUAUUUACUUACAGAAUUGAGAUGCUGCUGUGAAGUCUUUUCUGAACUCCCCUUCAAGCAUUUUCGAGACUUUUUUUA